AGGUCGAAUAAUCUAGAUACUGAAGAAAAUGAAAACUCUUGGUCCCCCAACUCUAAAAAAUAUAAAAGCAAUCAACACAAAGAGUGAAGUCAGUCACAAAGAGUAUUCCAUACCUAAGGCGCCAAAAACGUGACCUCGUUGAAGUGAAUCGAAGGACGUCAAGCUUCUAGAGACACUGAAAAAUAAAAUAAGAACAAAAUCUUUUUAAGGGGUCGAGGGACAUAAAGUCGCGAAGAAGCGGCAGUUUAUCGGCCCCUAGUUUUGGAAUAUGGCGUGUGAACGUUAUCGCUCGUUAAGCUGCGUGUACUUUAUUGGAUUUACAUUAUCUUUCAUAUUAGGAUCUUUACAAGUGCUCGCAGAACCAGAACUUCCUUAUUAUUAUUAUAAAUCUUCAACGAGACUUGAGAAUAUCGAUGACAUUGUUAUUCAUUCUAAUAAGUUAGUUGAAGUAACAAACUUAAAUCGCUUAAAACGAUCAUUAGGAGGGCCAGAGUUAUUACCAUCAACAACUUCAACUACAAGUAUUUCAGCCUUAUCAACAUUACAUGACUUAGUACAAGAAUCUCCAAUUAUAAAAACAGAAACAGAAUCAACGGCUAACGUAACUUACUCAACAGAAAAUAUAACGAAUUCACCGGCUGAAUCAACAGUCACAAGUACUACAUUAAAACCAAAUAUCACAAAAAAUGGAAAAAACUCUUCUAUUAUUGUAUCUCAACCUAUUGUCCCAGUUACUGAACCACCUCCAACAAAUAUUAAUGUUUGGGCUAACCAAACACGAUGGCCUAAUGCGACUCGAGAUAAUGUCAAUUCAAAAAUGGAUAACAAAUUCAAUAGAGUUGAUUUAAUGAAUUCAACCGACACUUCAUCUAAUUCAUCAGAUAUUGAUGAUAUAUCAAUAUCCAAGUUCACUAAUUUUUCAAACAAUACUUUAACUCAGAAUAACAUCACGAAACAAGAAGAAGAUACUCAUCAGUAUUACAAUAGUACGUUUCUCAUUGAUGAAACUGUAGCUAAGUCUUACUGGGUUGAUAUGGAUAAUCAUCCUGAUCGAAAAGUUAAUGAUCUUUUAAGUCAAAGUCAUAGGAGAGCUGCAACUGUUAAAUUGAAAUUCGAGUUCCUAUUUUAUGGUCACAAAGUUCGAAAUAUCACAAUAGCUACGGGUGGAUUCUUAUAUACAGGAGAAUAUGUUCAUAGCUGGCUUGCUGCUACUCAAUAUAUUGCUCCACUGAUGGCGAAUUUUGAUACCCGUCUUUCAAAUGAGAGUUUUGUUAAAUACGCAGACAAUGGUACGGCAUUCACUGUUGAAUGGACAAAAGUUGUACUACAGGAUAAACCAAAAGCUGGUGAAUUCACAUUCCAAGUUACACUUUUUCAAAAUGGAAACAUUGUUUUUGUUUACAAAGAAAUGCCGCUAUCAGUUGAAGAGAUCGAAGAUAAGGCUCAUCCAGUUAAAGUUGGACUAAGCGAUGCCUAUAUUAUGGAUAGAACACGUUUUUUUGUUCGUAAGAAAACGAUUUAUGAGUACCAUCGUGUCCAUUUCAAUCAUCAGAAUAUUACAAAUUGGACUGUGAUUUAUCUUCGUGCUUUACCAACUUGUCUAGAAAUGAAAAAUUGCACAGAUUGUCUCACUAAAGUACCAGAGUUUUCCUGUAAAUGGUGUGAAGAAUUAAAUCAAUGUAGUACCGGUAUAUUCCGACACCGACAAGGUUGGUUGGAUAAAGGAUGUGAUGAGAAAAGUAUUAAAGAAGAGAGCAGUUGUCCAGCAAGUCCCAAAACAUUAAUACGAAGUAAUGAUAAUCAUGAUGCUGCCCACAUUAUUUCUGAAGGAGAAUUAUCAGCGGAUGUUCAACCAAAUCGAUUGGCUAAUGAACCCAAUAUUGCUGAACAAUCUCACAGCCAUGUAAAUAUAAGUCAUAUGAGUGUUUCUGGAAUCAUUAGUAUUCUUCUAGUUGUUUCCUUGAUCUCAGGUUUGGCUGGUUGGGCUGUUUAUGCCUAUCGCAAUCCUCAUAGUGCAUCAGGACAAAUUUUAAUUCGAUAUCGUCCAAGUCAAUGGAGCUGGCGGAGAGGUGAAGCACGUUAUACAGCAGCAACUAUUCACAUGUGAUGAAAUAUAUUUAAGCAUCACAGUAAUUGAUAUUCAACUUUAAGAGCAUGUCUUCAAGAUGAUAUGAUCUACACUAUCUAUGGAAUUUAAAAUGAUUCGUGUUAAUUCACCUGCUUUUCUUUAGUGUUCAACUAUUUUUUUAUUUUUAUUUUUUUUUAAUAUUUACAUCGAUCGUAUUAUUAUUGGUCGCAAAAUAAUCGAAAUUUGUACAUUUUUAUAUAUUACAUGAUAUAACAUCGUUAUGGUACAAUUUUAAAUGACAUUGGAUUUAUUCAAUGAUUUUAAGGUAGUUGUAGCGUGAUAGGCAUUUCAACAGAAAAUUAUGAAAUUUUUUUUAUUGAAAGAUAAAUAUAUUA
This is a messenger RNA of Cotesia glomerata, 2463 nucleotides long. RefSeq names its product plexin domain-containing protein 2. NCBI's taxonomy places the organism in Eukaryota, Metazoa, Arthropoda, Insecta, Hymenoptera, Braconidae. The transcript is spliced from 9 exons. The coding region runs from base 269 to 2107 and encodes 612 amino acids. The record is from RefSeq and is a predicted model, not a curated record.